This is a messenger RNA of Triplophysa dalaica, 2090 nucleotides long. Its product is annotated as taste receptor type 2 member 40. The coding region runs from base 184 to 1161 and encodes 325 amino acids. Gene Ontology annotation, cellular component: membrane. Gene Ontology annotation, molecular function: G protein-coupled receptor activity. NCBI's taxonomy places the organism in Eukaryota, Metazoa, Chordata, Actinopteri, Cypriniformes, Nemacheilidae. The record is from RefSeq and is a predicted model, not a curated record. The transcript has a single exon. Gene Ontology annotation, biological process: sensory perception of taste; G protein-coupled receptor signaling pathway.
UCAAAUAAACAUAAUUUUUCCUCAUUUUGUGUUUUCAGAUUCAGCUUUGACCCAAUUUCACCAAGGAUUAUUACACAUGCAGAGCCACUUUGCAUAGGAGAUUCAUUCCACUUUUCUAUAAAUCAGUGUGAAUAUCACCACACUUCAUACAACAGCUGAGCAGGACCACAACAUCACAACAUCAUGACCGUUGCUGGGCACGUUCUUGUGUCGGUUGUAAUGGCAUUUGCCGGUGUUUCUGGGAACAUGUUCAACCUCAUUUUCACCAUACAGCAGCACCUAAAGUCUAAGAAGAUCCAGACUGUUGGUUUGAUCUUAAGCAUCAUCUCUGUCAACAAUAUUGUCUUGGUCAUCGUCAUUCUCAUGUUGGUGUUGAGCGUCUUUAUUGUUCCGACUAUCUGGUGUAUUAGGCCAUAUCCUUUUUUUCUCCGCACUGUGAUAUAUCUAAUGUUGAACUGCAGUUGUAUCAGCUUCUGGAGCAUCGCUUGGCAAAGUCUCUUUUACUGUAUCAAAGUUGUGAACUUCUCCUCUGAGUUCCUCAUAUCACUGAAGAGGAACAUUUCCACCGUCAUCAACACCGCAGUGCUACUGAGUUGCUCGGGUUUCUCAGUGUUCUUCUUACCGAUUUUCACGCUCGACCUCCCGGCAACAGACACCAGAAAUUUUUCUACAAACUACAGCCUGAAUGCCACUCUGAAUGCAACCUGCCCGAACCCAACCUUCUUUGUGAAAAUUGACGAAAUGGCAUAUAUAGUCGCCGCUCUGUUUUUUCUCUGCCCCAUUCCCCUGAUGAUCAUGUUGCCCACCUCUCUCAGAAUGGUGGUCCACUUGUGUGCCCACACGCUGGCACUCCGGAAGAACCAGACGCAGGUGCAGGGUUCCGACUCGUACGUCCUGGUGUGUAAGCUCACCAUCUCCCUGGUGGGGGUUUAUCUGACCACUUUAUUUAUUGUGUUUUUGUUUAUGGUUAUAAGGAUGAUGGAGGGAACUAUCACCUACCUCACUUUAGCUUUUGCCUUUAGUUUUUAUGGUGCCAUGUCGUCUGUCAUUCUGACAGCUUCAAACAGGUAUCUCAAAGAGAAGCUCUGGAGUCUGUUCUGUUGUAGGAAAGCACAGGAACCUACUACCAAAAGCCAGACAUGUGAAACAGUAGACGGUUGAUAUAUACCUAACUACAGGACGCUUGAUGUAGUUUAUUGUCAAAUUCUCUUGAUUAAUCUCAGUUUUACUGUUUGAAUAUCUUCUUAAAUUUGCUGAAUUGUAGUGAAGUAAAACUGUAAAUAUUCAUGUAUUAACAACAUAUGUUCUUUUGUGUCAGCUGAGGAAAAAUUAAGAAUCCAUUUUUUAAUUAUUUCCAGUUGUACUAAAUGUUCUAUUUUAAGUUACGAGUUUAGGGAAAAUUAUCAUUUUUAUUUCAUUCUGUGAACUGCUAACAAGAUUUCUACCAAAAUGUCAAAAACAAAUAGUUUCUAUUUUGAUUUAUUUACAAUAAACUGAAACUUGAGAAACAGGUCAAAAUAACAAAAAAGAUGAUCUGUAUUUUUUCAGAACUCAGUACUGCAAAGAGAAAUCAUUCAUAUUCACUUUUAAGCAAUACAAGGAUUUGAACAUGCAUGAAAAAUAUAAAAAAUAUUGUUUUAUGUGAUAACCUCGAUUCUUGUAACAGUUUUCAUGGGUCUUGUCAUUCUGUCUAUUUCACAUUGCUGUCAGAUGAAUUUGUCACUCCUGAGGUUUGAUUUUGUCAAACUUCAACAGACAAUACAUCUAGAAAUACUGAUUCAAUGAAAAAUUGGAAUGGUCUCUUAAUAUUUUCCAUGGCUUUAUGUUCUUGUGCUAGUGAUCAAUUAAUGAAAUAUUUAUUUUUAUAACAAUAUUUGGUAAGACUUUCCUUAAAGCAUGUAUGUAUAAUGCAUUAUAAGGAGUUAUUAAAGGGUAAAAUGCAUUAUAAUUCUUCAUAAUGUGUGUUGUAAUGCAUUAUAUGUAGUUAUGUAAAGAAUUAUAACCAAUCUAAAACGUAACAAUGAAUUGCUAAGUGUUGUAAUGUAUUAACUGUAAUUACAAUUACAUUACAAUGCAUUUAAAGGUGCAUU